CUUUCACAACAUUAAUGUCCCCUUCAUCCCCUUUCCAAAUUUCACUUCUCUCUCAACCACCCCACCACUUUCCGGUCUCUUCUUCCUCCUCCAAAAAUGGAUGAAAUCGAUGUUCCUUCCCAUUUCCUCUGCCCCAUUUCCCUGCAGCUCAUGACGGACCCCGUCACGGUACGCACCGGAAUCACUUACGAUAGAGAAAACAUUGAACGAUGGCUGUUCUCGUGCAACAACAGAACCUGCCCUGUCACGAAGCAGUCCAUCUUAGAUAUGGAUCUCACGCCGAACCACACGCUUCGACGUUUGAUCCAGGCUUGGUGCACCCUCAAUGCCUCGUCCGGGAUCGAGCGUAUUCCGACUCCCAAGCCUCCCGUUGAUAAAAUCCGGAUCGUCGAACUCCUCUCCGAAGCGAGCCGGUCCCCGCGCAGCCAUCUCAAAUGCCUUGGAAUGCUUCGAUCCAUUGCUUUCGAAAGCGACAGGAACAAGAUUUAUCUGGAGUCUGCAGGGGCGAUAGAAUUCUUGGCUUCGACCUUGAAGUUUAGUAGUGGACACGCCCGAGUGGACGACGACAAUGAACGCAGCGUCAUGAGCAUUGAAGCGGCACUCGAGGUUCUGUUCCAUCUAAAUCCUUCAGAAUCUCACUUUAAAAAUCUGGUCAGCAGCGAGGGAAUUCAAUUCAUCCAGUCCUUGAUCCGAAUCUUGGGGAAUGGGAACUACCAAUCCCGAGCUUACUCGACAAUACUAUUAAAAUCAGCGUUUGGAGUGGCGGAUCCAACCCAAUUGAUGAAUGUGAGAACAGAAUUGUUCGCGGAACUCGUGAGAGUGUUGCGAGAUAAGAUUUCACAGCAAGCUUCAAAGGCAGCGCUGAAGCUAGUAGUGGAGCUGUGUCCGUGGGGGAAGAACAGAAUCAAAGCGGUGGAAGGCGGCGUGGGUCUGGUGCUGAUAGAGAUGCUUCUAGAAGCAACGGAGAGGAGAGCGUGCGAGCUGAUUCUCGUAGCGUUGGAUCAGCUGUGCGGAUGUGCGGAAGGAAGAGCAGAGUUGUUGAAGCACGGUGCAGGGGUGGCGAUCGUGUCGAAAAAGAUUCUAAGAGUAUCACAAGUGGCAACUGAUAGAGGGGUGAAGAUAUUGAGCUGGAUCUGUAGGCAUUCGGCCAACGCGAGGGUGCUUCAGGAAAUGUUGCAGGUGGGCGCAGUGUGUAAGCUGUGUUUGGUGCUUCAAGUGGAGGCGAGCUUGAAGACGAAGGAGAGGGCCAAGGAGGUUCUGAAAUUGCACUCCAACACUUGGAGGAAUUCCGCCUGUAUUCCUGCUCCUUUGCUCCAAUCCUAUCCUUCCUCUGAUUCACUAGACAAGUAGCCAUGGGCAUCUUCUUUUUCUUUCUUUUAUUUUUUUGCCUUUUGUAUACGUGAUACUUGGUCAGAUUAUAAUAAUUACCGUGGUGCCAGAUAAGACAUUUUUACACAACUUAUUUUCGGA
Messenger RNA from Prosopis cineraria, 1470 nucleotides. RefSeq names its product E3 ubiquitin-protein ligase PUB23-like. Lineage: Eukaryota; Viridiplantae; Streptophyta; Magnoliopsida; Fabales; Fabaceae. Gene Ontology annotation, biological process: protein ubiquitination. The transcript has a single exon. The record is from RefSeq and is a predicted model, not a curated record. Gene Ontology annotation, molecular function: ubiquitin protein ligase activity. The coding region runs from base 97 to 1350 and encodes 417 amino acids.